CGAUAGCCUUUUUUUGCCUGGUUUUCAUUGCAUGGAACUUCCCACUUUCAUAUUUAAAUAUCUUCAUUAACAUCUAACCUUUGUGCCCAUUCUCUUUUUUAAAUUAAAAUCUCUUCCACAAUCCAAUAUGUUGUUUCUUCCCCUACUUGUUUUUGCUUCCAUAUUCAGUGCUUGCUGUCUUGCAACUUCAACUUUAGGAACUACUCUUGCAAAAGACGAAGUGGAAGCUUUGGAAAGCAUAGGUAGAACACUGGGGAAGACCUGGAAAUUUAGCGUGGAUCCGUGCGGUAGCGGAGACGAGAGUUGGGCAAAAUUUGCAGAAAAAGAUGCUUAUUAUGUUAAUAAUGUCACUUGUGAUUGCAGAUCCAGCCCCUGUCAUAUCGUCCGCAUAGUGCUGAAGGGACAAAAUCUACCAGGCACUCUCCCACCACAGUUGACCAGACUUCCUUACCUCCAAGAAAUUGAUCUCAGUCGUAACUAUCUUAGUGGCUCCAUUCCUCCUCAAUGGGGUUCAAUGAAGCAACUUGUCAAAAUUUCCCUUCUUGGAAAUCGUUUAACAGGUUCAAUCCCUGAGGAGCUGGCAAACAUGAGCAAUCUUACCAGCUUAGUCCUUGAGCACAAUAACUUCUCUGGAAAGUUGCCUGCUGCACUAGGGAAUCUACCCAAAAUCGAGAGACUGUUUCUUAAUUCCAACAAUUUUAUUGGUGAAUUGCCUGAAACAUUUGCUAGGCUGACUACAUUGAAGGAGUUCCGGAUUGGUGACAACAACUUCACCGGAAAGAUUCCGGGUUUCAUUUUCCAGAAUUGGACAAAUCUUACGGAUAUAUAUAUGAUCGCAAGUGGUUUGAGUGGGCCAAUUCCAGACAUUGUUUCUUCAGGAAACUUGAAAAAUAUAAUAAUUAGUGACUUGAAUGGAGCUGAAUCACAAAUUUCACAACUUAGUAAUUUGUCUAACUUGGAAAUUCUGAUAUUGAGGAGCUGCAAUCUCAUUGGAGAGCUACCUACUUCUCUUAACCAUAUGUCAAGCUUAAAGACCUUAGAUUUCAGCUUCAAUGGACUCAGUGGAGAAAUUAGUAUUUCUCUUCCACGUGCGAAACACCUGAUUUUAGCUGGAAAUAUGUUUACUGGAGCAGUCCCACAAUGGAUUCUUGAUACAAAUCAAAUAAUAGAUCUUUCAUAUAACAACUUCACAAGUACAGGUGGUGUUGAUGACUGUCAGAAAAGUGGCCUCAACUUGUUCGCAAGCACUUCAAGGAUCAAUAACUCAGGAGCUGUUUCAUGUUUGGGAAACCUUAAUUGUCCAUCAGAACCUUCGCACUAUCUUUAUAUAAACUGUGGAGGGAAAGUAGAAACUGUUGAUAAUAUCACCUAUGAAUCUGAUGUUUAUGACGACAAGCUUUCAACAUUUCAUCGAAGUACUUAUUGGGCAUUUAGCGGCACUGGUAUUUUUUUGGAUGAUUCAAUUACAAAGGGUAGCUUAGUUCGGGAAAAUAAACAAGUUGCUUCAAGUGUUGGUCCGCUUUACAUCAAUGCUCGCCUUUCAUAUAGCUCAUUGACUUACUAUGCAUUCUGUCUGAACAAUGCAACAUACAACGUGAGCCUCCAUUUUGCGGAGAUAGACUUCACUGAUGGUAAAAAUUAUAGCAGCUUAGGAAGGCGGAUAUUUGAUGUUUACAUUCAGGGAAAGCGGGAGCUGAAGGAUUUCAAUAUUAAGGAUAAAGCAGGCGGGGUUGGCAAACCAAUUCUAAAGAAUUUCACUGCAAAUGUUUCAGAUGGUACUUUGGAGAUCCGUUUACAGUGGGCUGGAAAAGGGACAACAUCUAUUCCCGAGAGGGGAGUUUUCGGUCCUCUUAUUUCUGCAAUAUCUAUCUUUGAUCCUGCUUAUAAACCUCGAAAAGGUAGUGGGGGAGGUAUCAGCGCAGCUGCAGAGGUUGGUAUUGUGGCUGCUGCAAUAUUUGCUACUUUCCUGAUUGUGGGCGGCAUCCUUUGGUGGAGUGGAUGCUUAAGACGGAGGAGUACAUUGGAACGAGAUCUAAAAGGUAUAGAAUUGCAGACUAGUUGCUUCACCCUAAGGCAAAUUAAGGACGCAACAAACAACUUUGAUGCUGCUAAUAAGAUUGGAGAAGGCGGUUUCGGUCCUGUUUACAAGGGCAUUCUGGCAGAUGGCACAGAAAUUGCUGUCAAGCAGCUAUCCGCUAGAUCAAAGCAAGGAAAUCGCGAGUUCGUGACGGAGAUUGGCAUGAUUUCAGCUCUACAGCAUCCUCAUCUAGUAAAGCUGUACGGAUGUUGCAUUGAAGGAAAUCAACUGUUGCUUAUAUAUGAGUACUUGGAAAACAAUAGCCUUGCUCGUGCAUUGUUCGGUCCAGAAGAAUUUCAGUUGACAUUAGACUGGCCAACUAGACGGAAGAUUUGCAUUGGUAUAGCAAGAGGUUUAGCUUAUCUCCAUGAAGAAUCAAGGUUGAAGAUUGUCCAUAGAGACAUUAAGGUCACCAAUGUGUUGCUUGAUAAGGAUCUAAACCCUAAAAUAUCCGACUUUGGUUUGGCCAAGCUUGACGAAGAAGACAAUACCCACAUUAGCACCCGAAUUGCUGGAACUUAUGGCUAUAUGGCUCCGGAAUAUGCAAUGCAUGGACGUUUAACUGAUAAAGCAGAUGUAUAUAGUUUCGGGAUCGUGGCCCUUGAAAUUGUUAGUGGCACGUGCAACACUAAACACAGUCGCGUAAAGGAAGAAUCUUUCUAUCUCCUUGAUUUGGCUAAUACGUUGAAGCAAAAGGGGAAUUUGUUGGAUUUAAUUGAUCCAAGGGUAGCCUCUCAUUGCGACCCCGAAGGGGCAAUACUGAUGAUCGAUGUAGCUCUCUUAUGCACAAAUUCUACUGCGGCAGCAAGGCCAUCCAUGUCUACGGUGGUGAGCAUCCUCGAAGGCAAGGCAUCCUUUUCGAACAUCAUUACAAAUUCAAGUAUUUACGGAAGCGAGUUGAAUCCCAAAAAUUUAUAUGAAAACGUAGAAGAAAAAGAUGUGGAAAACAACAGCCUGACAAAGAGAAUGUUAGGGGAUGGGCAAUGGACUUCAUCUUCAGAUUUAUAUCCAGUAAGUUUGACAUCUUCGUAUUGGCAAAAUAGCAGCUCAACCUCAAAAAAUUAAGGAAUACCAUGUCAGAAAUUUAAACCAAAAAUUGAAACGCAACUAAAAGUAUAAUGAGAUAACAUUUGUUGAAACAUUUUCAAUAUAUAUAUAGUGUUUCGAUAGUUGUAAUGAGAAA
Gossypium raimondii (Peruvian cotton) is the source of this 3260-nucleotide messenger RNA. RefSeq names its product probable leucine-rich repeat receptor-like serine/threonine-protein kinase At3g14840. The transcript has 24 exons. Bases 128 to 3142 code for a protein of 1004 amino acids. The record is from RefSeq and is a predicted model, not a curated record. Gene Ontology annotation, molecular function: protein binding; protein kinase activity; ATP binding. Gene Ontology annotation, biological process: protein phosphorylation. Lineage: Eukaryota; Viridiplantae; Streptophyta; Magnoliopsida; Malvales; Malvaceae.